GAUCCUCUCGGCAUUUUGGCACUCCGCCUCUUUUUUCAUGAACUUGAAGCCCUGUGGACAGAAGACAACAAGGCGCAGAUGGACGUCCGUGAGCAGCGGAACGCGCAACGAACCUGGGGGAUGAUGCAGCUUGCGUUGAGCCCAGGCUGA
This is a messenger RNA of Durusdinium trenchii, 150 nucleotides long. NCBI's taxonomy places the organism in Eukaryota, Dinophyceae, Suessiales, Symbiodiniaceae. The record is from the annotation of a GenBank genome assembly.